Messenger RNA from Neurospora tetraspora, 1845 nucleotides. RefSeq lists its product as uncharacterized. NCBI's taxonomy places the organism in Eukaryota, Fungi, Ascomycota, Sordariomycetes, Sordariales, Sordariaceae. Bases 1 to 1845 code for a protein of 614 amino acids. The transcript is spliced from 3 exons. The record is from RefSeq and is a predicted model, not a curated record.
AUGCUCUAUCGUCAACUCAGCAAGCUCGCCGUCGUCGGCGAGAGGUCGGAGGCCCCCAAGGCCAACCAAUCUCGACUUCGACGUCCAACCCCAUACUCGAUCGAGCACUAUCGACAUGAAGGAGUGCGCGCCUCCAAAGACGACAAUCCUCCGGUCGACUCGCCGAGAGGCAGAUCACAAUCAUCGACAUGGACGCCUACUCGCACCCGGGCUCCCACCCCCCAUCCCAGUGCCACCAAGUCGCGCCGCAGAGAGGAGGAGAAAACUGUUCAGUGGACGGAUUCGUUAGAGCAGGAGUCGCCCGUGCAGAAGAGCGUUCCAGCGACCGCAUUAUCGGAGAGAAAAUCGGCCAUGAAAAGGCAGACAACAACCGAGCAAAAGGAAGCAAGCUUCACAGAGAAAGAGGAGGAUCGACCCGACAAUUCGUCAGAAGAACCAGCCAUGCCGAAGACUGAUGAGGAAGCGACAUUAACGGAGGCCCAGCCUCGUGCCCUGCGUCGAGACAGGCGCUCUUCGAUCCCUAGACAAAAGUUCAUUGUCUCGAGGAACAUAUCGAAGCCAAUUGCUCUUCCUUCAACCGUUCCGAAUCGACCACCCAGCCCCCUUAUUCCCCAAGCAGUCCCUGCGCCAUUACGCCUUUCCCAACGCCGGCACCGGGGCCAAGCCAUUUCUUCAUCAGCUUCUGCAGCUGCAGUUACGUCAUCAAAGGCCAGAUAUGACCACCAACCCGUCUCAAAAGCGACACGCGACUUCUCGUUUGACGACAAGCCGGAAGCCAUUACCGUCAGCUUCGGCUCCGCCCACCAGAGUCACGAAUCCAACACAACCAAGGACCGUUCGGUGUCCUCUCAGCCACCCUCGUACCUGCAGAUGAAACCCAAGCGCAGCGGUACCACCAGGGCCCGUCCAACACCCCCGGAGGCUGUGCGAGAACCAGUUUGCGCGGAAGAUUGCAAAGAGAUUAAGCCCGCUGCUUCUCUGCCCAAGUCCUCAUCAACCCAGACCUUCGCUACAGCCAAGAGUUUCUGGGCCGAGAAAAGUGCCGGUACCAGUGUCAGUGACCGCAAUACUUCCCAGUCCAAGUCCACUUCCACUUCCAAGCCUUCCGCCAAAAGUUUCUGGAGCGAUAUCAGUGCCUCGAGCAGUUGUGUGGCUGUUGUGUCCGGUUAUAAUUCUGAGACUCCUAAGCCGGCUUUGCCCCGUAAUGCUAGGGACUUGCCCAAGACGUUCAUGGUGUCGAACUUGUCGAGGUAUACGGUGAAUGGAGGUGGCCGUUCGGGUGAAAAGCGUAGUACCGAGUGUACAAAUGGUAAUGGUAACGUCAGUGUGUCCUCCGUGUCCGGUUCGUCGACUGCCGUCAUGGAGAGUUCAUCCACGAGCACGAGCUCGUCAUCGGCUUUGUCUUAUCGCUCAGCCCAAAAUGACAAGACCGCCCCUGGGAAAAGGAGCAGCAGCAAGAUUCCAUUGCCCAAGCCCCAGGACCAUUCCAAGCCUGCCGCUGCUUCAUCAGUUAGUGCCGCUUCCAAGAGCUCCACCGAUACUUCAUCCUACCGCACCGCCAACAGCCAUCUCAGCGCCACCAGCGCCAGCAACUCCAAUACCAGCGCUUCAAACCACAUGGCCGCCAACUCUACCUCCAUCGAAGCCGAGUACAUCCUAACCAUCCAAUCCGACCUGUGGAAUGAGAUCAUGGACUUCUGUCGCUCUGACUCGUCUUCUCUGAUGCCAGGAGAGCAGCGGUACUGCGAUUGCGACGAUUGCGUCUGGGGAGGGGAGCGAAAUGUAGAGGAGUGCAGCACCGUGGCGAGGGUUGGGGAGGGGAAGUGUAGGGCGAGGAGGGAGUAG